This is a messenger RNA of Syngnathus typhle (broad-nosed pipefish), 4289 nucleotides long. RefSeq names its product LON peptidase N-terminal domain and ring finger 4 (gene lonrf4). The transcript has 12 exons. NCBI's taxonomy places the organism in Eukaryota, Metazoa, Chordata, Actinopteri, Syngnathiformes, Syngnathidae. The record is from RefSeq and is a predicted model, not a curated record. Gene Ontology annotation, molecular function: protein binding; metal ion binding. The coding region runs from base 495 to 2300 and encodes 601 amino acids.
UCUUUAUUUACGUAACGUAAUGGUGUAACACAGUAACCUGGAAAUAUACCCGUGCAUAGUAUUCAGCAAAACAGGGCAAUCCGCGGACAGAAGCGCCCACGAAAAUCUUUAACAUAUUCCCGUUGGGCUUUGUCGAGUCGUUGGUUGCGUUUGGAUCGGCGAGAAAAGCGACUACUAACUCUAAAGAGCCAGAUUUUUUUUUUUUAAUCUACCUGGUGGAAAGGGAAACACGUAAUGGUUGCUAAAUGCUGUAGUUUUAUCCUAACGUGGGGACGAGUUGUCUCAGAACACGAUUACGUUAGAUAAGCAACGAAAAUGUGUGCAGUAGAGAUAAACAGCGGCUCAAUCUUAGCCAAACAACGGGUUCAAGUGGAGACGCGUUCACCUUUGCAGUCAUACAGUAAAUGAAAGUCGAGGUGGAAAAGUCUUUGCUUGGCUAUAAGGGAAAUACCGAUUCUCGUCGCGGGUUACUGUGCUGACAGAAAACCCCUACUAUGGAGCUACUGGAAUGCCGACUCUGCCUCUUCCCGUUGUGGGAGCCAGUGACCAUUGCCUGCGGUCACACCUUCUGCAGGAGGUGCGCGGGGACCCACUUUCCGUCUAAAUGCCCGACUUGUAAAGAGAGGCUAAAACAGAGGGACAUGAGAGACGCCAAGAACAAUGUUCUGCUCAUCCGUGUCAUUGAAAAGUGCUGGCCCGAGGACGCCAAGAUUAAGUGCCACUUGCAAGAGAAGCUCCGCGCCAAGCAGUACCAGGAAGCUUUACGCGUCGUCAACGAUGGAAUACAGCAAGUCCCAGAAGAUCCAAGUCUGAAGCUGUACAGGGCUGAAGCAAACUGUGGCCUGCUGCGUUUUUCUGACGCUCUGGUGGACCUUGACUACCUCUGCUGUCUUCGGCCAUUAUGGACUGAGGGCUUCUUUCGUAAAGGGAACAUACUGUUGGAAAUGGCUCAACAGACUGAAUCCCUCAUCCAGUUUCACCAUUGCCUCAAACUUCAAGCCGACUUUGUUCCUGCUAGGAAUCAAAUCAAGAAGAUCCUAGAGGCAGAGGGCAUUUCAGUGCCAGAGGAAGUCUCCUGCAUCAUGCAGGUCUUGGCUGAUUACUUGAAGGCUUCUUACCCCGUUCGAAGCCUCAGUGGCACCCAGGUAACACACCUCGAGGCCCUCAAUUAUCCACAUGGCAAUGCAGAGGGCAAAGCCAGGAGAGACGCCAGGUGCCAGGUGCGUGCUCCGAAAUGGAGCUCCAAAGUGAAUCACGACACCAGCACUGAGUGCUGCCUCAGCCUCUGCCAAGCUGUCACCUUCCUGCCUGCCAGUGAAAAUGAUGAGGAAGUGAUGACAAGAAAGGAGGACGUGAAUGGCAGAGGUGCCAGUUUACACUGCAUGGAUAAAACUCUGAGCAUACUCACUGUGUCAGACUUUGAGUGCCCUCUCUGCAUCAGGUUGUUUCAUGAGCCAGUUACUACCCCAUGUGGUCACACUUUUUGUAAAAACUGCAUAGAGAGAAGUCUAGACCACAACCUCCGCUGUCCUCUCUGCAAGCAGCCGCUACAAGAGUACUUGAAAAAUAGGAAAUACAAUGUCACAGUUGUGGUUCUGGAUAUCAUGGAAUGCCUUUUCCCAUCACAACUGGCUGAAAGAAAACAAAUACAUGAGGCAGAGAUGACUGAACUGUCAAACCUCACAAAGGACAUCCCUAUAUUUGUUUGCACUGUGGCCUACCCCGGUGUGCCAUGCCCUUUGCACAUCUUUGAGCCGCGAUACAGACUGAUGAUGCGUCGCUGUAUGGAGACAGGAACAAAGAAGUUUGGCAUGUGCAGUUAUGAACAUGGAAAAGGAUUUGCGGACUAUGGCUGCAUGCUGGAGAUCCUUAGCCUCGAGCUACUCCCUGAUGGGCGGUCCUAUGUGGACAGUGUGGGUAGCAACAGGUUCAAAGUCUUAAAAAGAGGUCUAAGGGAUGGUUACCACACUGCUGAUAUUGAAUAUCUGGAGGAUAUGAAGGCCGAAGGGAGUGAAUUGGAACUCCUGCAGCGUCUCCACGACAGUGUCUAUCAACAGGCUCAGGACUGGUAUCAGCGCCUGGGAAGCCGCAUGAGAGAACAAAUCAAUAGGCAGUAUGGCAUCAUGCCGAGUACUGAGGAGAACAUUCAGGCCUCAUCCAAUGGUCCAGCUUGGUGCUGGUGGCUGCUGUCUGUCCUCCAAUUAGACCCCGCUUAUCAAACCACAGUCCUCUCCCUCUCUUCCCUCAAAGACCGGCUUGGUCACCUGCGCCUCAUCCUUGAGUACUUUUCUCAGAGCUAAACACAGUGUCCUGGUAGAAUUCCUGAGAAAUAUUUGGCUGAGGGUUAAACAUUACAUUACGAUACAAAAUACUGAUUUCACUUGCAUCACAGUUUUUGGACUAAACUAUUCUUAACUACAAAGGGGCUCUCGUAAUAUCACACCUCAAGUGUAAAUAAAAGUCAUAAAUAUCAAUUCGUGACAACAUUUUGAGAGGAAUUUUAAAGCUGGGUUUUGCUAAUCGGCAGAUACUUUUUUUUUGGAAUAAAAACCAAAGUGUUUCAACACAGAAUCCUGCAGUGUGUCUUUUGACACAUUCUUGUGUUGUUUCCUGCUGAAAUAGCCAUUCAGCAAAUGAAACUGAACAUUAACUCAAAAUUUACCCAGGGUAGGAAUAAUUUGAAGUUUAAACUACAAAAGUAGACAUCUGAAUGUUGAAGUAAAUGAGCACUAGAUGUCGCUCUUUACUGUUUUCCAACAAAAGUCCCAUCAGCAGGCAGAUAAAGUUUGAAUGUCAUGAAUUAAAGUUUAAAAUUGCAAUUGAAAUGACGGUGAGAUUCAUAACAUGCAUGAUGAGUAAUUUUUUCAGGACUAUGCAACCUGAGGUAUAGAAAGAAAAAUUCAUUUUGCAGCUGCAACUAACAAUUAAUUUAAUAAUCAAUUAAUCUGUUGGUUAUUUUCUCAAUUAGUCGGUGUAUUGGAUAAAAAAUAAAGCAUGUUCUAAUUUCCACCACUUUAUUAAAAAAACACAUUUUGUCAAAUCGACAGUGCAAACAAUACACAAAUUAAUUAUGAUUCACUUGCUGGUUCAUUCAUGUCAGAAAAAAGGCAAAUUUCGGAGGACUACAAGAAACCGGCUAGUAAUUAUAAUUUCAAGCAUUUGAACAGCUUUACAUUACAAGCGUAUCCAAAUGAUUAAUCAUAAUUAUAAAAAAAUGAUUAAUUGAUCAUUGAUUAGCCAUCAAUUAAUCAUUGAACCUCAAGUUCAUUUCUUGGUAUUGGCUUUGCAGAGCAGACUAAUUGCCCUAUGCUCAUGUUUAGCUCUUGUUUGUAUUCUAUCCAUGGCAGCCAGUGUUAUGGCAGGUUUUAUACAUUUGAAUAUAUAUAUAUUAAAAAAAAACAUAUUUCGUAUUAGUGAUUGUUGCAAUAUUUUUGGUGCACAUACUUGAAGGCAAUGUUAUUUUUAACAAUAGAAAACAACGUUGCUAACUGAUGUUGUUGAGAACAUUGUGGUGGAGAAUAAGGAACCAGCAACUGAAUUUGGCAGCCUUUAUUUUCGUGCGUGCAUUGCUAAUGAAUAGUCAAGUGCACGUGUCUGUGUUUGCGUCAUCUGUCAUCUAAUAAGGAGUCUUGGGAUGUUUUCAUUGCCUGUAAACCUUUUUGUUUUAUUUUGAUGGGAGGGCCACACUGAAGAUGGUCAUGUCAGCUCCAUCUCGGGUGCUCAGAGUUAUGUACUGAGGGAAAACUGCUAAAUAAAAUGACCAUGGUCUAAGUAGGGAUAAAUCCCCACUGUGGUAAUCUACAGUAACACCUACCUUUGGCCCAGGGUUCCAGCACCUCGGCAGGGGCCCCUCUGCCAUAAAUAAUAUUGCUUUGAGUGCCUUUGAGUAUGAGCAUUCUGCAAGUCUUACAGGUUGUACAUACCGUUUUUUUCAUUGUAUAAUGCGCCCCCAUGUAUAAUACGCACUCUAAAAAUGGCAUGUUGAUGCUGGAAAAAAAGCCUGUACCCAUGUAUAAUACGCACCCAAUUUUUAUUUUUUAUUUUUUUUAUUUUUAUUUUUUUUAAGUCCCAAUGAUCGUCACACACGCAGGGAGGCAAUGGGUCCCAUUUUUAUAGUCUUUGGUAUGGUCUUAACUAGCCUGGAUGUAAUUUUUUUUGUUGGCGUUGAUUUCUCCGACUGCCCAUAAAGGCACAGUGCGGACAUGUGAAAAAGGCGUGCGGACGUGAAAAAGGCGGCUCUGUAUGGGAGAGAUGUUGAAGAGGAAUAAAAACACCCUUGGAAACCAAAA